AUGCAUAUGCCGAAACAUUCAAGAAUAAAGCCAGUAUAUGACCUGGACUCGUCUGAGGAUGAAGCAUACUAUCAACAGCUGAGUGUUCCAAACCGCUCAAGAAAACACAAGGAUCUUCAUCAAGAGGAUGAUGAGUUGGCCACCAUCUCUUUUGGUACAUUACGUGAUGCCCAAUCAAAAUUACAGAAUGAAAAGGUUAGUCGAAAGAAUGAAAUCGAUUCCGACGGGUUUUUUGAGGAAUCGGAUUCAGAUUCUGGCCCAGAAGAAACCAACACAAACUCUCAUAAAAAGAGAAGCAAACAUGCCCCAGCCGAAGCAUCAAGUAAGAAACCAGUGUCCAGAAUCAGAGACAUUCAGGGUCUACCUUCAAGAAAACUGCAAACUUUACAUACUGAUAUACGAUUUGAUGCCGCUUAUGGAAAAGCAGACAUAACCCAAACUAGAAAGAACUAUGCCUUUUUAGAUGAGUAUCGAAAGCAAGAGAUUCAAAAUAUGGAACAAAUUUUAAAAGACAAGAAAUCAAAGUUGGAUGAGGACCAAAAGGAGGAAAUCAAACUAAAGCUUCAAUCGUUGAAAUCAAGAAUGGACACGUUAAAGAAUCAUGACUUGGAAACACAAAUUUUAAAAGAAUACAAGAAGAAGCAAUAUCUAGAUGUCAAAGAGGGCAAAUCGAGCCAGCCAUACUUUUUAAAGCGUGGUGACAAGAGAAAGAUUCUACAGAAAGCCAAAUACGAUAGCAUGAAACCUAAACAAAGAGAGAAGGCCAUGGAAAGAAAGAGAAAGAAGAGAUUAGGAAAGGAGUUCAGGCAAUUGGAGUUCAGAUCUCGUAAUGUAUAG
Molecule: messenger RNA, 837 nt
Organism: Lodderomyces parapsilosis
Lineage: Eukaryota; Fungi; Ascomycota; Pichiomycetes; Serinales; Debaryomycetaceae
Product: rRNA-processing protein
Exons: 1
Coding region: 1-837 (278 amino acids)
Biological process (GO): maturation of SSU-rRNA from tricistronic rRNA transcript (SSU-rRNA, 5.8S rRNA, LSU-rRNA)
Cellular component (GO): 90S preribosome; nucleolus
Source: RefSeq, a predicted model, not a curated record